UGCUCAUCUGUUCUAUGUGUUACUAGGCGUGCCGGAAGCGCCUGCUUCAUUGACUGAUCAUACCUUGAUGUUGAACACCUUGCUUUGGCGCUGAUAUCUAUAGCUACUGCUAAACGGUUGGGCAACUCCGAGGAGCUUCUUACUGCAUAGAGCUCGGACAGCUGCCAGGCAUCCCCAGGACUACAUUCACACCCCCAAGUCAUCUUACCACCACCUCAACCGUCCACAUCGCUCACGAUGGCGUGGUGGCGUCGCGACCCAUAUCUUUGGGCACGGUCACCGGUCCAUCGCUACACUCAACGUAUCAUUCGAGAUCACGAAGCAGCUCUUCGUACACGAUGCUUCUCACGUACGCCUUCAAACACUGCCCAGCAUCAGGACCACGACGGCGCAAGACGCCCGGAUGGCAUGACCGACCUGGAGUGGUCACAGCUACGACGCUAUAGGAAGUGGAGGAAGAUGCUGCAGGAGCACCCAUACAGAGGCUUGUUUGGAGCCAGCGAGGAUAUGCUGAGAGGCAAAGGCCUCACUGACUGGGAAUGGGUGUACAAGACAUUUCCCAAGUGGAUGCUGCAGGAGAUGGAUCCCCCAGAGCCAGUAGAUCGGGACAAGAGCGUGAACAAGAGUGACUGUGGACGGAGAUACGGAGAUAGAUCAGAAGGAAAGACUCAACGAGAAGAGCAGCCGUCGGUCGAACGAAAGCCCACUUUUGCGCAGCCAGUUAUAAAGACAACACAUUGCGAACGCGAUGAGUUCGGUAUCGUGUCGCCGUCCGAUCUGCGCCGACCACGAGAGGGUUCACACGUGAACACGGUAAGCAAGCACGAGAAGCCGCAUGUGUCCGAGACCAAGGAAACCACCAGCAAUCGCUCAGAACCUCCAGUAGCAGAACAAGAAGCUUCGAAGCUGCAUCUGGGACAACACGACGUAGCUCAGUUUCAAUCAUCAACGGCCUCAAUCAAACCUGGAGAUAAUACAGCAACGGCCAAAGAGGCCUCCAAUCGAGAAUCGUCCUUCAUCGACGCGUUUUUCGCCGACGAGCUGAAGAUUUACGACCGUGAUCUCGGCAAUAGCAAGUCUUGGAGACAGACAGCAUUACAGAGGCGAAGUACGUCAAACGCCGUAGCGCGACCAAAAGCUGGAUCGUUUCCAAUCGCGAAGGCAGGAGCACCAGCGACAGGAACGACACCCGCACCGGUGCGAGAGACCAUCAUGAUACCCUCUUCGCAGGCACUAGUAGACAACUACCCCUACCCAAGGCUCGCUCCUGCUACAACCGGCACUGCUGUCGAGAAGAAAGCUCAGCCGAUCCGCAAAGAAGUAGGAUGGUCAAUCCCAGGGCCGACCGAAACUGUUCAAGAAGUUGGCGCUCCAAAGUCGGACCCUGCCAUUCCACGAUCAACUUCAGAUAAACUUGAAGGAUUGCCUAAAGAUGAUAUCGAUAUUUUGAGUGCCGACGAAAUCCGAGCAGCUAUGGGCACAAGAAAGACUGGCACGAAAACCAGCGAAGAGAAGAAGCAGGAACGCCAGAAGCUGGAAGCCGGCUACGCGGCUACAAAAUCGGGGGCACUUGACGAAGCAGUUGAGGGGCAUGUCCUGAACAACUAUUACGUGCGCCGAACUCAGCAAGAGCUUGAACGAGCACAGACUGCAUCACAAGCUCCUGAGGUGGAAAGAGUCGAAGCUGAACAGAAUCUGUCACAGCCACUAUCUGAAACGGUCCAGAUGGAGUCUAGCAUCGAUCGCAUGCGAAGGUGGAUCGAAGAUGGCAGUGCUUCUCUUUCAAAUCACUUCUGGAAAGACCCUAUCGAAGCAGGCGCACCCUCAGAGGCAGAUAUGCAUUUCGCGAAGCAGAUGGCAGGCCUCGAUAAAGGUCGCCGUCUGAGAGAGCACAUCUCAGAUGACCUAGAGACCGACCUUCCAAUGUGUAAAGGCCUAUUGGAACGUCUCAAGAACGACGAGAACAGAGUCGAAUAUGCGGUCUACUCCUUGCGAUCCCCCAGGAAGUUGGUGCAUGGUGCUGAGAUAUCAAAGGACCUUCGGACCAUUAGGGAGCGUCGCCUGCGCAACACAUACGAAAGAACAGAGAAGCAGUUCGAAUCAGCAUGCCAAGCUCUUCGUGAGCUAGAAACUGUGGUGGUUCAAAAAGCCACAAACGCAUUCAAGAGGCGACUCGGUAUCGCCUCGAGAGUACUGCACAAGAACCACACUUUGACUCGGAUGCUCACAUGGAGUGCACAGGCUCGCCUUGGUGAACCAGGUCUUGAGCAUAGCAAGGCGGAGUUGUACAGUGAGAUUCUCACUCGUUUGGCUACAUUGCGGGACACACAGCUGGCUCUUGCCCGAUUGAUGGACCAUGCUGUACAGACCUAUGGGGUAUCUUUCAAGCCUGCAGACGAAGCACUCUCUAGAUCGGCGCCAAACAGCGAGUCUGGAGGAACCGAAGCCAUUAACGGGGAGGAUCUUGCGUCGUCUGAGAAGACUGGAGCGAAAUUCUUAGCUGACACAGCUGCCGCAGGUCGUCUCAUUGAUGAGAUUCAAUCUCAAAAGGCAGCAAUGCAAGGCCUAUCCGAUGAUGGGUAUGCAAGAGCGCCAAAGCAGACUCCUAGAAGAUCGUUUGAAGAGAACAACCCUCUUGCACACAGCCUCUUCAGGCCUUUCAAUCUUCAAUUCGAGAGCCUGGGUAAGAAUACUAAGGGAGAGGAGGCAGAAGAGAAACUGAAAGAAGCCUUCAAGCAGAAGAUGGGAGACAAGAAGCUAGUGCAAGAAGUGCGCAGCGCGUAUGAAGAUGUUUAUGGGCCGAUUACGGUCGAGCACCGACAGGUAGCGCCAACCGAAGAAUCUGUGAGCAGUGAGGCGAGAGACACAAAGGCCUUUGAGAUGUUGAAGGAAGACCCUCUCAGCCGGACAGCCAGGACUGCUUACGAAGAAGCCAAGCCUGCUGAUGCUACCGCCGCUAGCGAGCCACCGGAGGCGGAGGCUAUCGCUAAGGAAGCCGAUGUAGUGUCUGGAAGCAUCGUGUCGUCCUCGAUGAGCGAGGGAGUCAGCUCGGAGCCUUUUACGACCGCGCCUGAAGCAGUAGAAGUUGCCAGCGAGACACCUCAGAGCACUGCUUCUCUCAGCACGGAGAUGUCAUCAGCCCCAAGCACAACCACUACCGACACUGUUGCAGAAGAUGUCUCGACUGCCAAUCUGCCAACACACUACACGAUCCUGGUCCAUGAUCCUCAGACCGACACAUUGAGCAUCACAACCUCGACAAGCAAGCCACCCCGCGACACCUCGCCAGCCCUGCCCAUCCACCAAGCGCUCUCUUCGCUCAAAUCGCCUGCAAAGUUCAUCCCAUACAUCACUCCUGGCCUUGAGGUCGUCACAGCCAAACGACACAUGCUAAUCCUCCGUGACGCUCUUGACAAGACGUCCUCAACCCGAGGCUUUGAAACCAUCAGCGCACAGCCCGCUGCCGAUACAACCAAUGAAUCUUUCAACACUGAAGUGAACCCCAUCGACGGCACCACGCGACUCAGCCCAACAGGCUACAGCGGCGUUGAACAAAGCCGGGAGCAGCUCGAGAGAGAUUUUGAAGAGAGGAGACAAGCUGCUGCUGCUACCGAAGCGGCGAGGAGCAAGAAGAGUAAGCAGCAAGCUAGAGAUGAGGAAGUGCCGAAGAAGAGGGGAGGCAUAAGUGGUGUGGUUAAGACUGCAAUUUGGGCGAGUGCUGUGUGUUAUAUCGUUGGUGUUACUGCGGAAGUGCUUCGUUGAUGUGAUGUGAAUUCGAGUUGGGCGUUCUUGGGCUUGGGCGUCCUUGGGCCCAAGCGGGCGUUGUUGUCGGUUGGCGUUCGGAGGUAUACACCACACUCACGAGUCUCACAUGUAUCUACAUACGUCUUAGCAACUAAAUCUAUUGGCGACGGGUCUGCCGGACA
Messenger RNA from Macroventuria anomochaeta, 3926 nucleotides. RefSeq lists its product as uncharacterized. Bases 238 to 3762 code for a protein of 1174 amino acids. Lineage: Eukaryota; Fungi; Ascomycota; Dothideomycetes; Pleosporales; Didymellaceae. The transcript has 3 exons. The record is from RefSeq and is a predicted model, not a curated record.